Molecule: messenger RNA, 895 nt
Organism: Bactrocera latifrons
Lineage: Eukaryota; Metazoa; Arthropoda; Insecta; Diptera; Tephritidae
Product: tetraspanin-6-like
Exons: 5
Coding region: 38-784 (248 amino acids)
Cellular component (GO): membrane
Source: RefSeq, a predicted model, not a curated record
UGCUUUCAGUACAAAUUCGACACUUAACUGGUAUAGUAUGGGCACACUGGACCAGCAGACAGACAUUAUGCUUUCCUUUAAUUUCAUACGAGGAAUGCUGUUAUUGUUUAACCUAUUGCUUUGGUUUGCCGGUCUCUUAAUAAUCCUAACGGGCAUUUGGUUACAAACGGAUUUUCAAAACUAUUUGAAGAUCAGUAGCGGUUACUCGAUCUAUGUGCCCUACCUGUUGCUCAUCGUCGGCGGCAUCUUGGUGUUUGCUGCUUCGUUGGCCUGCUCGUGUAUCGUGAAGGUAGAUGCGACGAUGCUGGUAAUUUAUGGCGGUUUCCUCAUUGCUGCCAUGUUCACUUUGAUAUUAAUGUCCAUCUACAUAUACACUUAUAAGGAUAGUGUGAUAACUGAGUUACCGGCCGGUAUUGAACGGGAGGUUAACAACUAUAAUGCCUACAAAAAUGACCCUUUUCUUGCGAAUAACGCAACUCUCAUCGAUUAUAUACAGAAUAAUCUCGAAUGUUGUGGCGGCAAAAACCAUCUGGAUUGGCCGAAAGAUUCGCUACCGAACUCAUGUUGCUGGGACAGCGGCGCAAACAAGAAUUGUUCGGGUAACCAAUUUGGACAACUGCAUGAAGUGGGUUGUUUGCCUAAAUUGAUACGACUUAUCAACACAAAUCUCACCAGCAUUGGCGUAAUGCUUUCGGUCUUGGCUUUAUUUCCGCUUUUUGCUAUGGUCUUUUCCUACUCGCUGGCUUCGGCAAGUAGAAGAAUUGGCUACCAGCCGAUCGGAUGAGUUCUCGCGUGAUUCAAUAUAACAAAUAUUUCUUGUUGUAUAAAUUUCAUGUAUUUUCUUCUAAUUUAAGUCUGAUUAAAAUAUACGCACGGAUUUCACUAUAAAUUUAAA